Messenger RNA from Drosophila novamexicana, 592 nucleotides. It is a transcript of the gene Blos2, whose product is annotated as biogenesis of lysosome-related organelles complex 1 subunit 2. The transcript has a single exon. The record is from RefSeq and is a predicted model, not a curated record. Gene Ontology annotation, cellular component: BORC complex; gamma-tubulin complex; BLOC-1 complex. NCBI's taxonomy places the organism in Eukaryota, Metazoa, Arthropoda, Insecta, Diptera, Drosophilidae. The coding region runs from base 76 to 570 and encodes 164 amino acids. Gene Ontology annotation, biological process: endosomal transport; lysosome localization. Gene Ontology annotation, molecular function: gamma-tubulin binding.
CUCGCGCCAUUUAACAUUCACAACGAGCCGGCAACAUCAGCUGUUAGUAAAAUUGUUUUGGAAAAUUCGUACAACAUGGAAAAAGAGCAGCCAACAACAAGCGCUAAUGCAGCCCAAGCAAAGGAUCAGGAUCACAACCCCUUACUCGACUCACCGAUGCGGGGGCCAACAUUGUCAACCUCAACAUCCAGUUUCGAGGCCUUAGCACACGCUCAUGAUCCGAAUCUCAGCAAGCAGGCCACGAAGAUGUUCCAAAAAACUGAAGAAUAUAUAACACAUGAGCUUAAUGCGCCACUAGAGGACUAUAAAUUGCUCGAGGAAAUGAACAAGGCAACCAUAGCCAAGUAUAAAGACAUGCGUCAAAUAGCCGAAAACCUCAAUCUAUCCACCAACGAACUGUGCGGCAAAUUUCAACAGUUAGCACCCCUCAUGCAGCAAAUCGAUGAAAUAUCAGACACAGUGGACAAGUUGGAGGCGGCUGCUUACAAGUUGGAUGCAUACAGCAUAGCGCUGGAGAACCGGGUUAAGUGUGUUCUGCAGCGCAAAUCGAGUCAGCACGCAGGGCAAUAAUCGUGACUUUCCCGAAAAGCAU